CAACAUUUAAAGCCUGGAGCUGCUCAUCAAAAGCUUCCUUCUUUAUUUCAUUAAUUAUUAAAGAAAAAUGGAGUUCAAGAGAAAUCUGGGCCGCCGGUUUCUGAGAACCUGCAGAAUCGGAAACCCUUGUAUGACCGAUUGCCGUAUCUCAACAUCUAGGGUUGCCGUCAAAACCCGUAUUCCGCCGGGUCCCGAAAGAAUCCCCCCGGAUUCGCUUGACGAUUCCGUGUUCCGCCGCUUCAUGCACCGCCGCCCCGGAUACGAGCCGGCCGGUUUGCCUCCCUUCCCGGUGUCCGGCGAGAAGCUGAUGGAGAAACUCCGGGGGAUGGACAUUUCCAGCGACAGGAUCCGGCUGGACGGCCUCGUCCCUCCUCCUCCGGAAUGCAGUCUGACGGUGGUUGACGCGCGGAAGCUCCUCCGGCUGUCGCAGCUUGAAGCGGUUAAAGCGAAGCUCAGGGGAAUCGGGAAAAAUCACAUUUCGUAUUCCCAGUUUAUGGGGAUUUGCGGGGACGGCUGUUCAAAUCCCGAUCAAGGACUUGAAAUCGCCAAAACGUUGGACGACUCCGGCGCCGUCAUCGUUCUCGGCAACGUCGUUUUCCUCAAACCUCACCAGGGAAGUGAAUCAAUCAAAGUUUCGACAGAUCUAUAAACGAUGAGAUGGCGGGAUCAAUGAGCGCAGAUUGUUUUACAA
Messenger RNA from Cuscuta campestris, 691 nucleotides. The record is from the annotation of a GenBank genome assembly. Lineage: Eukaryota; Viridiplantae; Streptophyta; Magnoliopsida; Solanales; Convolvulaceae.